Molecule: messenger RNA, 1077 nt
Organism: Rattus rattus (black rat)
Lineage: Eukaryota; Metazoa; Chordata; Mammalia; Rodentia; Muridae
Product: sulfotransferase 2B1-like
Exons: 7
Coding region: 54-971 (305 amino acids)
Biological process (GO): sulfation
Cellular component (GO): cytoplasm
Molecular function (GO): sulfotransferase activity
Source: RefSeq, a predicted model, not a curated record
AGCCUGAGCCACGUUUUCCAGGGCUGGGCUGGGAGCUCACAACGAGGCGCACUAUGCAGAGAGAGACUUUGUGCCUCGCUCCGGACAGCACCAGCAUGAAUGAGCGCAUGAACACCACUGAGAUCUUCGAUGGCAUCCGCUUCCCAGGGUUCCUGCACACCCCAGAGUCCCUGAAGGCAGCGUGUUCUUUCCAGUUCCAGGACACGGACGUCCUCUUGGUAACCUUCCCCAAGUCAGGUACCACCUGGAUGCAGCAGGUCCUGAGUCUUAUCUUCUGUGAGGGCCACUUGUGGCCCAUUCACCACCUCCCCAACUGGGCCCGCAUGCCCUGGAUGGAGCAAGCCUCCUUUAGCAGCCUCCUUUCCAAGCUUAACACCUCCUGGCCUCGUCUACUCACCUCCCACCUGAACGCCAAAGGGCUGUCCCCGGCUCUGAUGAAGUCCAAGGCCAAGGUGGUGUACGUGGGCCGGAACCCCAAGGAUGUUCUGGUUUCCUACUACCAUUUUCACCAGAUUGCCGGCUUCCUGCCCAAUCCCAGCUCCUUUGAGGACUUUGCAGAUGAGUUUCUCGAGGGUACAGGUUUCUUUGGCUCCUGGUUUGACCAUGUGAAGGGGUGGCUGGGCCUCCAGAAGGACCUAACUUUGCUUUUCGUCACCUACGAGGAGCUGCAUCAGGAACCUCGCUCAACCAUUCGGAAGUUAAGUGAAUUCCUAGGGCGCACCCUGGGGCCAAAGGAAGAGGACAUCAUACUGGAACACAGCAGCUUCUCCUUCAUGAGUCAGAGUAACAUGGUCAACUACAGCCUUUUAUCCAAGGAGAUCAUAGACCAGAGUCAGGGCAAGUUCCUCCGGAAAGGUGUUGUGGGGAACUGGAGGGAAUACUUUACUCCUGAGCUGAAUGAAAAGUUCAACGCUGUCUACCAGUCCAAGAUGGGUGACUCUGGCCUUUCCCUCCCCUGGACCAUGGACUGACCCAUCUAGCCUAGUCACAUGGGCCUACCCUAUGCUCCUGGUCUAGCCUGUCCUCUUACUGUGCUCUGUCCCUGGUCUAGCAAUAAAAGCCCAGAUCCACGUUGUA